AAUUUUCAUGUUAGAUGUGAUGACAGCAUCUCAAAAUGGGAUGAGAUAUCAGUAACUGAGAGAAGCUGUAAGAGAAUUACACAUAGCUAAAAUUGGUGUUCCCAAUGAAUUAUGAAACUGCCACAUACCCUCUUUUGCAUGUUCAUCCCAAAUGCUACAAUGCCACGCACCUCCUUCACUGUCCCUACAUUCCAUCCUUCUUACCUUUUCUCUCUCUUCUCUCUUUCUCUCUCUGCAUCUACCCUAUAUAACUCACAACACCCUUUUCUUUCCCUCCACAUUCACUCACUCUUUCUUUCUUCUUAUUCCCUUUCUCUUUCAUCAUUCAAGGUUCUCAACAUGAGCAGUGUCUGUUCCGACCAUCACAAGUUUCACCCCUCUCAUCAAUUCCUCUCUCCCAACAAAACCCUCAGAGAGAUUGACGUCCCUCCAAGGAAGCUCCUCACUUGCCGUGCUGCUGCUGCAUGCGGUGGCUCUGAGUUGUUUUCUGCCGACACCAUGCUGCAAAAGUUCCUUCCUUCCAACAACCUUGAUGACUCCGAUGAGGACGACCCUUACUCCGCCGACCACUUCAGGAUGUUUGAGUUCAAGGUCCGCCGGUGCACUCGCAGCAGGAGUCAUGACUGGACUGACUGCCCUUUUGCUCACCCCGGAGAAAAGGCUCGCCGCCGUGACCCUCGGCGGUAUCACUACUCGGGAACUGUGUGUCCUGAAUAUCGUCGUGGAGGGUGCAAUCGUGGUGAUGCAUGUGAAUUCGCUCAUGGAGUAUUUGAAUGCUGGCUGCACCCUGCAAGAUACAGGACAGAGGCCUGUAAGGAUGGAAAGAACUGCAAGAGAAAGGUUUGUUUCUUUGCACACACACCUCGCCAGCUGAGAAUUUUACCGGUAACUUCUCCUUCUUCGAAUGACAUUUCAUGCAAGAAGAACAUUAACAAUCUCUUCAACCAUGUUUCAAGAUCCAACAACAACGGCUGUUGUGUUUUUUGCCAUUGUGUUUCUUCUUCCUCUUCUUCUUCCACCGCUUCUCCAACUUCAACCCUCUUCAACAUGUCUCAUUACUCGCCACCGCUAUCUCCAUCCUCCUCCUCCUCCUCACCACCUCCUUCUCCCUUGAAACCCCGAAAAGGGGUUUCUGUUUCUCCAAUUUCCCUAUAUGGUGCUGCGAAUGUAAACCCUCGUCAUGGGGUGGUGAGUUACAAAGAAGCCUUCGCUGAAUUUGUGAACUCCUUGGAGGGGUUGAGUUUGAACGAGGGUUCUCCUGUUUCUGGUGCCAAAACAUUGAACUUGCCUUGGAUUGAUGUUUCUCUGAACUGUGAGGAACAACAGCAGCAACAACGACAACCGCUCAUUGCUUCUUCUUUUGGCUGCGAAGAUCAGCAGAAGUUUAUUUUUUCACCAUCCUCCACUCAGACACACACAAAUGUUGCGUUUUGCAGCAACAGAUUCACAGGCAACAACAACAACAACGUUGUCGGUGCUGACUCAAAUGUCCCAGAUCUUGCGUGGGUAAACGAGUUGCUGAUGUAGAAGGUGAAGAUGGUGACGAAAUUGGUAGUGAGAUGACUCCUAAUACAGUGAAUGAAACUGUAAAUACCGCGGAGAAACAUAAUGUGUCUCUGGAGUCUAUUGUUAUUAUUAUUAUUGUUGCAGUUCAUUGCUUUCUGAAUUUGUUAAGUUUGUCACAAAUUAUGUAAUUUGGAUUUCAUCUUGUUCAAUGCAUAAGGGAAUAUUUUGGGUAA
This is a messenger RNA of Vigna angularis (adzuki bean), 1739 nucleotides long. Its product is annotated as zinc finger CCCH domain-containing protein 2. The record is from RefSeq and is a predicted model, not a curated record. The transcript has a single exon. Lineage: Eukaryota; Viridiplantae; Streptophyta; Magnoliopsida; Fabales; Fabaceae. The coding region runs from base 112 to 1527 and encodes 471 amino acids. Gene Ontology annotation, molecular function: metal ion binding.